AUGUGGCGGCAUUUGACAGGCCUGAGAGCCAUGCGGCAUAGAAGAAAUGCCGAUGUGGAAAGCCAGCAGGGUGUAACGAAUAUCGAGCUGAACACCGCUCACCGUGGUUCAAUUGUGUCCCCAGAACAAUUACGCCCUCCCCAGCAUGGAGACUUUCACUUGCCGGAACACCCUACGGAUGAAUCUAUAGGCCAGGAUUCGAAAAGAAACGACUCACUUGAGCGGAUCGUUGGUCCAAAUGUUGGUGAUUUUUCUGGAGCUUGCGCUGAUGAUGAUAAUGUUGUAAUGACAGACACGCUUAUUCGAUGGAUUGAUGGUGUGGCGAACCAUUCGAGUUUGACUUUGUUACAAUUAUACGUCAAUCUCCACCAUGACUUUAUUCAUGUCGGCACGGAUCUGUCUUCAUGUGAUGUGAAACUGAUACCUGAGGUGCAAUCCAGUUUGGCACUACCUGACCCAACUCAUUGUAUUACGGCCAUGUGCGAUUGUGUGGCACCUAGGGCCCGACUUGAUCUAUAUUUGCAAGCAUCGAGACAUGUUGGUUCAGAUUUGGUGCAUCCGCCCCUAGAAUCGCAGUGGAGUCACGGCUGGAGAAUUGCAUCCACGAUAAUCGAGACCGGGUACGGGGUCAUGGUGAGGCUGCCCCUUGUGUUAGAUAAUGCCUGGAAUGCGGCAGAUCCAAAGCGUUUGUCCAUUGUACUAGAGGCCCUGGAUGAAGACGAAUUAAAGUUACCGCAGCGUAAUGCUAUCGUCACUACAUGGGACAUUAUUGGUUCUGGAUCCUACCAGGCACGCACACUUGCUCAGUAUGCGCACCUUGGCUCAACCCGACUGCAGCUGCACGAAUUGUUUGGCCUAUCACCUCUGACUAAAAAAGAUGAACCAACAGUGCGCUCGAACAACAAUCAGCCUGGUGAUCAUGCCACGGCAGAUCGCCCGCAUGAGCCCCUGGUAUUCAACCCAGCAUUGAUGGAAAAUGCUGCUAAGCUUGCUGAGACUGAUCGAGAAGAUGGUCCGGAGUGCCCGAUCUGUAUGUCAAAUCCAGCAAUGACGGUGCUUUUUCCUUGUACACAUUCGCUCUGCUUUGAAUGUGCCGUGCAUCUCCGGGAUAGUGUGCAAAAGUCACGCCAGCACGAUAGACGGAAUGGUCGUGAGCCAAGGCGGCAAUAUGUUUGCCAUAUAUGUCGAUGUGAUAUUGAGUCAAUGUGUUCCUUAUCAAGACAGGAGACCCCGGCAUCUACAGUUUAA
Malassezia restricta is the source of this 1248-nucleotide messenger RNA. Its product is annotated as zinc finger protein (RING finger). The coding region runs from base 1 to 1248 and encodes 415 amino acids. Lineage: Eukaryota; Fungi; Basidiomycota; Malasseziomycetes; Malasseziales; Malasseziaceae. The transcript has a single exon. Gene Ontology annotation, cellular component: cytoplasm. Gene Ontology annotation, molecular function: ubiquitin protein ligase activity; metal ion binding. The record is from RefSeq and is a predicted model, not a curated record. Gene Ontology annotation, biological process: protein ubiquitination.